GAAAGCUAAAACGAAAACUGAUUCUAAUUUUAAUCAGUUUGGUUUUUAGCUUUUAUUUGCUGAUGAAAACUGGAAAACAUGGAAACUAUGAACACUACCUCAGUGGUCCAGUCAGACUGCCCCAACGUGGAAGUCCCCGUCCCUCUCUUCUUCACCAUUGGAUUAGUGAGCCUGGCUGAGAACCUCCUGGUUGUGGUGGCCGUCAUACGGAACAGGAACCUUCACUCGCCCAUGUACUGCUUCAUCUGCAGCCUGGCGGGCUUCAACACCAUUGCCAGCCUCACCAAAACCUGUGAGAACGUGAUGAUUGUGUUUGCCGAUGUGGGACAACUGGAGAAGAAAGGUUCCUCUGAGACCAAGCUGGACGAUGUGAUGGACUCCCUGCUGUGUAUGUCGUUCAUUGGCUCCAUUUUCAGUUUCCUGGCCAUUGCUGUGGAUCGUUACAUCACCAUCUUCCAUGCACUGCGAUAUCACAACAUCAUGACAAUGCGGCGCACCAGGGCCAUCUUGGUUGUCAUCUGGGCAACGUGUGGGGUAUCAGGUGUACUCAUGGUGAGGUUCUUCGAGUCCAUGAUCAUCAUGGUUUGCUUUGUCGUCUUCUUCAUCAUCUCCUUGGUGAUUAUCUACUUCCUCUACGUCUACAUGUUCAUGCUGGCACGCAUCCAUGCCAGGAAGAUCGCAGCUCUGCCCACCAGCAGCGGGAGGAAGUGUCGGGGCCAGCGGAGGUGGGGCAGCAGCAUGAGAGGGGCCUUGACUCUCACCAUUCUGUUUGGGACAUUCGUGGUGUGUUGGGCGCCGUUUUUCCUCCACCUCAUCAUCAUCAUGGUGUGCCCCACGAACCCAUACUGCGAGUGCUACCGAUCGCUGUUCCAGCUGCACAUGGUUCUGCUGAUGAGCCACGCCAUCAUCGACCCAGCCAUCUAUGCCUUCCGCAGCGCGGAGCUCAGACAGACCUUCAGGAAGAUGCUGCUUUGUUCAAACUGGAAAUAGCUGCCAUCUGUCCAUCCUUGCUGGCCGUCUAACCAUCCACCCCUCGUCCAUAAUUAUUUUCCCUCAAGACUUGGAUGCGAUCUCAUUUCACCCCAGGUGUCAGCCCCUGCAAAUCCUGUUUGAAAUCACCCAUCUGCAAAACAUUCGCAUGAGAAGCACCAUUUCCCAGAACCUACUUUACUCAAAGAACAUGUUAUUUUUUUACGUGGAUCAUAACAUUGAUUUCAUCAUCACGCUCAGGACCACAGUGCACCUCAGCUACAGAUAGGAACAAUAAAAAGACAGCACCUCUGCAUUUUGCUUUUAUUUAGACAUAUAUAAAUAAAAAUUCAUUUUAAGCAACAUGGCCAACACUGACUUCAAUCGCUUCAACUGUAGCGCACAUUUAUAUUUCUGCAUGCCACCACUUUACAGUUAACUAACAUGAAAUAUGUCCCCACAGCCGUUAACACUGUCUCACUGUACAUAAAUGUAAGACUGAGCAUGCAAUUAGUGUUCAACAUGUGGUCUUCACCUCUGUCCAGUGUCACAUCAUCAUCAUCUCAGUGGUUUUUGAUGCUGUCUGUGGGAGCAAGAACUAAGUACUUCACAAUCAACGGUAACAAGGUAAAGAUAUGUCAUUUUAUAGGUGAAUAUACAUUCUAUCACUCUUCAAACCCAUAGGGAAAAGAAAAAAACAUACAAAUAUAUUUGUAUCAUAUAUAAAU
Messenger RNA from Toxotes jaculatrix (banded archerfish), 1697 nucleotides. RefSeq names its product melanocortin 2 receptor (gene mc2r). The coding region runs from base 79 to 990 and encodes 303 amino acids. Gene Ontology annotation, cellular component: membrane. The record is from RefSeq and is a predicted model, not a curated record. NCBI's taxonomy places the organism in Eukaryota, Metazoa, Chordata, Actinopteri, Toxotidae. Gene Ontology annotation, molecular function: corticotropin receptor activity. Gene Ontology annotation, biological process: G protein-coupled receptor signaling pathway. The transcript has 3 exons.